Strongyloides ratti is the source of this 681-nucleotide messenger RNA. Its product is annotated as ShKT domain-containing protein. The transcript has a single exon. The coding region runs from base 1 to 681 and encodes 226 amino acids. The record is from RefSeq and is a predicted model, not a curated record. NCBI's taxonomy places the organism in Eukaryota, Metazoa, Nematoda, Chromadorea, Rhabditida, Strongyloididae.
AUGCAUUAUUUCACUUUUUGGACAAUUGUUUUCAUUUAUCUUAUAAUUGUUCCAGUUACGGAAUCCGGAAACAGUAAAAUUUGCGAUGCAAAUACUCCUUGUGAUGCUGGACUUGUAUGCUUAAAAGAUAUUACUAGAGGUCUUGAUUCUUCUACAGGAAAUUUUUGUGGUCAACCAUGUACACCACUUACUGUAGCUAACGAUUGUGGAGCUGGUGAAACUUGUGAUCAAAUAAAGGAUAUUACUGAUGCAGAUACUUUAUCAUGUGUGAAAUCUGUAUUUUGUCUUACAGAUGAUUUUUGUCAAUCAUUAAAUCCAGAUAAACCUACAUGUAAUUUAUUUACUUUAAAAUGUGUUGGUACAGAUACUAACACUGUAAGUACAACUGAAGUUACCACUACAAAAAGAAUAUCUACAACACCAGCAUGUGAAGAUUCAGUAGUUGGUGGUGCAUAUGAUUGUAAAAGUCAUCAAGAUCGUUGUAAGGAUCCAUUAUGGCUUGAUUUAAUGCGAGAUAAAUGUAAAAAAACAUGCGGUUUUUGUGGAACAGUUACAGGAGGAACUACAGCUCCAUGUAAAGAUCUUUUAUCCGAUUGUUCUAAGAAUAGUCAUCUUUGUAAAAAUUCACACUACAUCACUUUUAUGAAAGAAAAAUGUCGUGCUACUUGUGGUUUUUGUUAA